Messenger RNA from Arabidopsis thaliana (thale cress), 594 nucleotides. RefSeq lists its product as uncharacterized. The transcript has a single exon. The record is from RefSeq and is marked reviewed. Lineage: Eukaryota; Viridiplantae; Streptophyta; Magnoliopsida; Brassicales; Brassicaceae. The coding region runs from base 157 to 384 and encodes 75 amino acids.
CUAUAAAUUCACUUCAUCACUUCUCACCAAAACCCUUCACAAAUAAUCUUGUCCAACAAUCUCUCAUUUCUCUCUUUCUUUUUUCCUUCCCAUGCGCAACGAAGAAGCUUUCUUCUCCCAACAUUCUCUUUUGGAUUCAGAAGAUCUCAAUCAGCAAUGGAAACAGUUAAGACCUCCAGGUUCACUACUGAGGUGGCUCCGGCUAAGUUUAUAUCGGCGACAAGAGAACCAUUCAAGAACAUGUUGACAACAAUCUCCGAGGAAGACUUUGACUUUGAUGAACUAGUCAGAGCCACUGCAGAGAGACUCUCUUCUUCUUGUCCAGGCUCCUCCUCCUGGUCUCUUGCUCACUACGCCAAGAUCAACAGAGUCUCUUCUUCUUAGAGCAUUCAAUUGCCAUCCCAAAAUGCAUUUUUUUCUUUCUCUUUUUCAAUAAUACCAAAGAAGAUGAUCUGUUUGUAAUCUCUUCAGCAUCAGAGUUUUUUUAUCUACUUCGCGUUGUUGAAUGUUUUCCUGCUAGCAUUCUUGAAUUAUUUUAUGAUCACUUCUGUUUAUUAGCAUUCUUGAAUCAUCUAUGAUCGAUCCUUUUAUGUA